Talaromyces marneffei is the source of this 1419-nucleotide messenger RNA. RefSeq lists its product as uncharacterized. The record is from RefSeq and is a predicted model, not a curated record. The transcript is spliced from 6 exons. Gene Ontology annotation, cellular component: fungal-type vacuole membrane. Gene Ontology annotation, molecular function: transmembrane transporter activity. The coding region runs from base 1 to 1419 and encodes 472 amino acids. NCBI's taxonomy places the organism in Eukaryota, Fungi, Ascomycota, Eurotiomycetes, Eurotiales, Trichocomaceae. Gene Ontology annotation, biological process: transmembrane transport.
AUGGACCACACUGAUUUACCUCAACCAACGUCAACAAUUGACACGCAUACCCAGGAAAAUCACACCAAACACACAUCUCAAAACAUUGGAACAAAUUCUUCAACGACAAGUACGAUGAGCCACAACGACAACGCAGUAUUCGAUGAAAAGCUGGUAGAGAGCACUUCGGAUGGAGUACUACAGACGCCGGAUGAAGGAAAUAAUAACAAAAGUGAUUCUGAAAAACCGAUGGAAUCAGUACAUAGUGUAUCAUUGGUACCAAAUGGAGGAACACAGGCCUGGUUACAAGUUCUUGCGGCUCAUUUCCUAUUCUUUAACUCAUGGGGUAUUGUGAACACUUUCGGUUCCUACGAAACCUACUAUUCCGUCGAUCUACUCUCGACUUCAUCCGCAUCUGCCAUUUCAUGGAUAGGAUCUGUUCAGGCAUUUUUGCUAUUGUUUGUUGGCGCUCUCACUGGACCUCUCUAUGAUGCAGGAUAUGCUCGUCAUUUGACCAUCAGUGGCUCCUUUUUCCUGGUCCUUGGUCAAAUGAUGUUGAGUCUUUGCAAGGAGUAUUGGCAGGUUCUUCUUGCUCAGGGAUUCUGUAUCGGAAUUGGAUGUGGGUUAUUGUGUGUGCCCAGUACUGCUAUUCUUGCCCAGUAUUUCAGUACCAAGAUUGCCACUGCUGUUGGCUUUACGGCUGCUGGUAGCAGUUUCGGUGGCAUCAUCUACCCAGUUGUCUUUCACAAACUCCAACCUAGUAUCGGUUUCCCAUGGGCCACUCGAGUAAUCGGCUUCGUGAUCCUGGCGACGCAGCUCAUUGCAAUCGCCGUCUACAAGGUCCGGAUUCUUCCAGAAAAGAAACGCGCCAUUAUAGACUUUGCAGCUUUCAAGGAACCACCAUAUGUAAUCUUUGUUUUCAGCGCGUUUGUGGGUUUCAUGGGACUAUAUCAGCCUUUCUUUUAUGUCCAGACGUUCGCUAUCGAGAAACAUAUCACCGACGCGAACUUGGGCUUUUAUAUCCUUGCCAUUAUGAAUGCCACCAGUGCCUUUGGACGGAUUAUUCCCGGAAUACUGUCCGAUAAAAUCGGCCCUAUGAACGUGAUCAUUCCCUGCGCAUUCAUAUCGGCAAUGCUAUGCCUCUGCACCAUUGCCGUCAACAAUGCCGCCGGUUUAAUUGUUCUCAUGGCAUUUUAUGGCUUCUUCUCCGGAACCUUCGUCUCCUCGCCCAAUGCAAUUGUGGUGCAUCUUUCAGCCCAGAAUAGAGCCAAGAUUGGGACAAGAUUAGGUCAAAUGUAUGGAGUCAUCUCAUUUGCAAUGUUGAUCGGUACACCUGUCGGUGGUGUCGUCCUAGAUAACCAUGGCUACACACCCCUCUGGAUCUUCUCCGGUGUCCUAGUCGGGGUUUCAGGGGCUUUCAUGAUCUUGAGCCUGCUCUAG